Molecule: messenger RNA, 3114 nt
Organism: Mangifera indica (mango)
Lineage: Eukaryota; Viridiplantae; Streptophyta; Magnoliopsida; Sapindales; Anacardiaceae
Product: pentatricopeptide repeat-containing protein At5g24830-like
Exons: 7
Coding region: 294-2051 (585 amino acids)
Molecular function (GO): protein binding
Source: RefSeq, a predicted model, not a curated record
AAAAUCCAGACACAGGGAUCAAGCUGAUUGGGUGAAAAAAUCCAGCGAGCGCCCGAGUAGUUCAGGUGCCAGUAUCAGUGGGGUCUACCAUUAUGAAACCCUAGACUCAUAUCCAGAAUAGUGGGCUUAGUUGGGCUGCUACACGGCCUUUUGGUUGAAGGAGGAGACACCGAGACAGCGACAAUGCAGAGAGGGUUUUUUUUGGGUCAUUUCUGAAACUUAUUUCAUCGCCGUUGCUAUGAUUUAGAGUUGAGGAACGGUGGAGAUUCGAUUCACAUACGAACAGCUAGCUGAUGGCAUUAUCAAUUGCCUGCUUUGAGUCCUCGUCACCGUUACAUAUUCUUAUCUUUCGAUUGUGGAAUCAAGCCAUCGACUCCAUUAAGCUCAAUGUUGUUCACUUAUUCUUUACCUCGAGGAUUCAGAGCAAUGAUGAUAUAUUGCCCUAUGGUUUCAAAAAUAUGUUGGGUGUUGUUAGUGAUCAAUGUCAGUUGAGAACUGAAGACUGGUUUUCAAAUAAGAAGAAUUAUGAAAACGAAGGAGAUCCACGUGCAGUAUUCAAUGUUUUGGACUCAUUCUUGAAGGAGAACUUGGAUCGUCUUAAAAUGAUGAGGGAGAGCAUAUCUUUGGCAAAGGUUGGUCUUAUGGGUUGUACCUCGGAAACUGACUACAGAGGACAUCUAGCUGUAAUUAGGAAUUUGUGUUUGGGAGGGAAAUUGGGUGUGGCUUUAUGGUUGCGGAGUAAAAUGAUACAGAAAGGUAUUGUCCCUGAUGUGCUUACACAUAAUUAUCUUGUUAAUGGACUGUGCAAAACCGGUGACACCCAGAAGGCAGAUUAUGUUGUUAGGGAGAUGGUUGAAAUAGGUCCUACUCCUAACUGUGCGACUUACAACACUUUUAUCAAGGGCUACUGCCAAAUUAAUGAUGUGGAUAAAGCUCUUCAUCUUUUCACCACAAUGGCAAGUACUGGCAUCAGGCCAAAUAAAGUUACUUGUAAUAUACUUGUACAUGCACUAUGCAAGAAAGGUUUUUUAGGGGUUGCCACGAAGCUUCUCGGGGAGAUAUUAGCUGACAACAAGGACAAGGCAACCUCUGAUAUAAUUACAUCAACUAUACUCAUGGAUAGCUAUUUUAAGAGUGGAGAUAUGAUUAAUGCUCUAGGUAUUUUGGAUGAUGUAUUUCACAUGAAUACUCAAAUGGAUCUUGUAGCUUAUAAUGUCCUUAUAAAUGGGUUUUGUUUGAGUGGAGACAUGAACUCUGCAUACAAGUAUUUUUGUCAUAUGCAUAAGAGAGGUACACUUCCAGACAUUUUUACUUACAAUACUCUUCUAAGUGGUCUAUGUAAAAAAGGAAAAUUAGAUGAGGCUUGUUAUGUUUAUGAUGUCAUGUUAAGAGCUGGAAUUGCUCCAGAUCAGAUCUCAUACAAAAUGAUUGUUCAAGGCUUUUGUGUUCAUGGAGAUGUUGUUAAAGCUAGUGAAUUUCUUUUUUAUAUGUUAGAGAAGUCAAUUGUGCCUGAGCCUCAGAUAUGGAACCUAAUAAUUUAUGGUUAUGGAAGAUGUGGAUAUCUUGAUGGUGCAUUCUCUGUUAGAGAUCAGAUGCUGUCCUUUGGUGUUACACCAAAUGUUUUUACCUUUAAUGCAUUAAUUUAUGCAAAAAUAAAAGGAGGAAACAUUGUUGAUGCCAUUUCUCUUAAAACGGGGAUGCUUUUAAAUAGCAUUUUUCCUGAUGUGGUCACUUAUAAUUUGUUAAUUGGUGCUUCAUGCGACAUGGGGCAAAUUCAUUUUGCACUUCAAUUGUAUGAUGAAAUGCUGAGAUUAGGACAUGAGCCCGAUCUGAUAACAUAUACUGAAUUAAUUAGAGGUCAAUGCUUAAGAGGUAAUUUGAAGGUUGCAGAAGAGUUUUUUGUCAAGUUACAGAGGUCUGGUUUACAAAUAGAUCAUGUACCAUUUCAGAUACUUAUAAAGACAUACUGCAAAAGGAGGGAACCAGACAUGGCAUUUGACCUCUAUCGGAAGUGGCUGGCAAGGGAUGAAAGAGUUUGUCCACUUCAAUGAGCUAUAAUUAUAUGGAGUUAUCGGUUGUCAAAAACAAGGCCUCUGGGGUGCCUAGUUUUCAUCUUUGAACAUGAACGAACUUACUUCAGUUGUGACAGUUUUCUGCUAGUAGGAGGCAUGAAUGCUUUUCUUAGAGAUGUUGUUGGCUUAUGGUGGACUGAGUAUUAUUUAGUGUUGUACUUUCAUGCUUUAAGAUGAUGCAUUUCAUGGUUGGCAUCUUCACCGAAUUCACAAAAUGGUUCCCCUUUCCACUUGUGUUGCUUUUGUUGCAUGGUUCCGUUGUACUGUUCUUCCAUAUAUUAUUUACCAUAAAUAAUUACAGAUGAGAUUGCAAUUGGUUUUUUCAACCACAGGUGCAGGAAGAUGACUUGCACCAUACCACAACAUAUCCUAGUCUAUGAGAUGAAUGGUCGGGCACUCGGCCUUGCAUUUGCUCAUUCAUUUGGAAAAUUGUUUGAUCUUAACUCCCAAAAGUGACAUGAAUAAUAAUAUGAUUGUAAACUUGUUCUUUGCAUAUCUCACUAUGUUGUUCAGGAUGAUGGGAGACAACCAGUGAUUCAACCCUGGUUUGAUAUGUUCAAGAGUUGCAUUAUUAUUGGGCUUAAACCAAGAAAAAGUUCCGAUGGGUUUGCUAGCUUCGCGUUGGACAAGUUAGGGCUGUGGAGUUUGUGCGAAGCUGUUGUGGUGGAAAUGUUGAGCAGAUAGCAGCUUUCAAAAUUGGAGCUUUUGUUAGAGAAUAAAAUGCUAGGCUGGGCUAUUGACAAGGUGCAUGAAGGUGAUUCAUUGACCAUUCCAACUUCUUCCUAGAUUCAAUAAUCUGAAGCCAAACAAACAGAAAAAAAAAAUGUACCUUUUGAUUGAAAAAACCCGUAUCAAUAUGCUCUAAUUAAUUACUUGGUUGAAAUUGGAGAGAUACUUUUGUACCUUCUUUGAAAUGUACUCAGUAAAUCAUCUUCAAGAAAUUUUUGUAUUUGUGGGUCAAAAUUACAAAGACGGAUGAUGAUAGUUUCUGAGGAAUUCUUUUAUAUAUAAAAAUAAUGAUGAUGAUGAUAAUUAAUUAGCA